Molecule: messenger RNA, 970 nt
Organism: Ahaetulla prasina
Lineage: Eukaryota; Metazoa; Chordata; Lepidosauria; Squamata; Colubridae
Exons: 9
Coding region: 255-863 (202 amino acids)
Source: RefSeq, a predicted model, not a curated record
GGGCCUCGCUGUGAAGAUGCCUCGUGGCCAGCUCUGUCAACCAGAAAAAUCUUUCAUCUGGGGCAGAGCUAAAACUUUGCUGAGCACCUGCCUCUCCUUCCCCAGAUGUCCCCAGAACAGAGACCACUGGGAAGAAGAAGAUCCUCUUCACCAAGAUUGACAUCAAAAGUGAAGAGAACGUGCCACGUCAGGCUGCCUGCCGUAAACGGGACCGGCAGAGGAGCCUGAAAUUGUGGGAAGAGGUCCAGGAGAGGAUGGAGAAGACCGAGCAACCACAGGAACGCAGCAUCGUCCAGGCCCUCUCUUCCAUCGCCACUCUGUUUCGGCUGAAGCAGAGUGGGCAAAUGGCCGUCCCGGAGCCAGGAAACAAGGACCUCUACGGCCUUGCUGUCUUGGCUCUGAUGGAGGACAACAAUCUGAGCAGCUUCACGGCAGGACUGGCUGCUUUCCUGGCCAUUUAUGACAUCAGCAAGCUUCCACCGGCCAUGAGCCCAGAAGUGGAGUCCCGGCUGCUGGAGAUGUCUCGGGUCGUGUGGUUGUCCUGCAUGAAGAUCGGGCAGGAGACGGUGUCAGAGGGGGAGAAGAAGUUGCUGGGGGAGGCCUUUGGCCUCAUGCUUCGAGGGCUCCUUCAGCAGUGUGCAACAACACCGCACAUCAUUUUCAUUCUGAAGCACUUCGAGGAACAUGGCUGGGAAUGUUUCUCGUACGCCUGGGACCAGCUUCUCUUCUGUGCGGCCCAUCAAAGCACCAUCAACCUCACCGAAGCCCAGCAAAACUUUCCACACUUUCCGGUGGGAAUUGAGCUGCCCGAAGAUCAAGACGGCUUCAUCAAUGAAGGUGACAUCACAGUAGAGGACCUAUGACUUCCUCCUCCCACCACCGUUAGCCGAGGAUGGAUACACAAGUUCCAUGGACCAUCAGUCGUUUGAAGAACAGACGUCUCUGCCACCCAUCUCCACCUUCGAUGUUC